Molecule: messenger RNA, 1314 nt
Organism: Rubroshorea leprosula
Lineage: Eukaryota; Viridiplantae; Streptophyta; Magnoliopsida; Malvales; Dipterocarpaceae
Source: the annotation of a GenBank genome assembly
AAGCAAAGUGAGGAUUGAAAUUUUCUCUACUCAUAUUUUCCGAACAACCAAACACCAUUUGCAAAUUCACAUGCAGACGCGGUCACACUGAUUACGAACAAUGGAAUAUAAUAGAUAAAAUAAUCGAAUUAGGAAGACCAAUUACAUAUCAAAGCGCAGUUCUGUAGAUUUAGAGGCACUGAAAUCUGGGAUGGACUCUGUCAAUGAGGAUGGCUUUCUGGACGAGUGUCGUGACCAUGAAGAUGUUUAUAUUGUGGAGUCCUUCCCAGUUUAUGUCAUGGAGUCAAUCACCGCUGGUGCUGCCAGUGCCUUGGCAAAGACUGCAGCUGCACCUCUUGAGAGAGUCAAGAUACUUUUUCAGACAAGGGCUCAAGGGUUUCAUUCUAUAGGGGUGGCUCAAUCUCUGAAGAAGAUGGUGGCACAUGAAGGCCUUAAAGGCAAUGGUGUUAGUAUCCUUCGGAUGUUUCCUUAUUCAGCCUUUCAUCACAUGACAUACCAGCAGUGUCAUGGUUUGCUGCUCAUAAAUUGUCCUUCAGUUGGAACAGGGCCAUUCGCAGAUAUCUUAGCAGACUCUGCGGCUGGAGGAACAGCAUUUUUGUGCACAUAUCCCUUGGAUUUGGCCCGAACAAAGCUUGCUUAUCAAGUGGUGGAUCAAAGUCGAAGUUUCAGCAAUGGUUCUCGAUGUAUUCAUUCAGGCCAUCCUGCAUACCGGGGGAUAACAGAUGUCUUUAGAACCGUAUACAGAGAAGGUGGAUUUUGUGCUUUCUAUAAAGGUGUAGGUCCAACACUUGGGGGGAUCCUCCCUUACACUGGUUCGAAAUACCUUGCAUAUGAGGAGCUGAGGACCUGUCCUUUGGAUGUUGUUCAGAGACAAAAGCAGGUUGACAUUCAGCAAAGGGGUGGUGCGGGGUACAAGAAUACAAUGCAAGGGCUUGUUGCCAUUGUUCAGAAUCAAGGAUGGAGACAAUUGUAUUCAGGUGCAAGCAUAAACUAUAUGAAGGCAAUUCCUUCGGUAGCCAUCUGCUUCACGUCUUUCGACCUUAUGAAGCACUGGCUACACAUUCCAUCCCGGCAGGAGUUUUGAUUCGUAUCUGCAGCAACAGCUCAAGUUUUUCCAGCCUUGUUUCUGUCAAUAGCAAGAGCUGAACCCCACCUCAUCAGGCUCAAUCCACGUCGAAAUAAUAUGUUAGUUCCAUGCCAACCCUGCCCUGUUUUUUCCCUUCAAGGUUUGGCCUAGUUAAUUUGUUUUCCCAUUUUAGUAAACAUUCUUGUAUGUCUCAAAUAGUUGUUCAAGAAUGAAAAUUGGAGAUUCAU